Homarus americanus (American lobster) is the source of this 4762-nucleotide messenger RNA. Its product is annotated as hemicentin-2-like. The record is from RefSeq and is a predicted model, not a curated record. The transcript has 7 exons. Gene Ontology annotation, cellular component: neuron projection membrane. The coding region runs from base 307 to 1362 and encodes 351 amino acids. NCBI's taxonomy places the organism in Eukaryota, Metazoa, Arthropoda, Malacostraca, Decapoda, Nephropidae. Gene Ontology annotation, biological process: synapse organization.
GUAUCGAGUGGAAGGUCAUACUCCGUUGUUCGGGUGAUACUGAACUAUACCAUAGUGCAAGUGGCACAACCUCUAAUAAAGUUAUCCUGAAAAUUUAUACUUAAAUUCUUGGUUGUUAGUUUACUGUUUAUCUUGAUCAGGAAAGUGAUAGAAACUUUUCCACUGAGAAAAUAAGGAAAACUUUCGAAAUGAACUUAAGAAUGGCUUAUCAACUUAAAAAUGUGGUAUAGUGGAGUACAGUGACAGGGAACUAGUCUUACACCUCAGCACUACCGGUUCGAGAAGAUCAGAGUUUACAGUAUCAGGAUGAGGAGCUCGUCGACCACACUGCUGUUGUUGCUGUGCGUCCUGCCCUGCCUCGUCCUCCACGCCCACGCUCUCCACGGGCGUCACCGGCGACACAGGCACCACGACCGACGGUUCUUCGAGACCCAGCAGGAACACAGUAGCCGCGGCCACACCCACCACCGAGGCGACCACCACACACGCCCACACAACCUCGUCGCCCACAGCCACGUCCUCGACAACUCCCUCAACGGGAACCGGGUGACGGAGGAACCCCACAAGACGAGUCAUGGGAUAGGAGGUGCCGGGUCACGAUGGGCAUUGACCUACCAGGGGGCGGCGCACGAGUCCGCGGCCAUCAAUAACACGGUGUCUAACGUGACGGCGCAGCUGGGGGGCGCCGCCUUCCUCCCCUGUAGAGUGGGCCACCUGGGCGACAGACAGAUCUCAUGGAUUCGACGGCGGGACUGGAGUGUACUGACUUCAGCCGAGGUCCUCUACACGCUUGACCGUCGCUUCUCUGUUCUACACGUGGCCGGCACCCAAGACUGGACGCUGCACAUCAAGUUCGUGGACGUGACGGACAACGGCACUUAUGAGUGUCAAGUGUCCACGGGCACGGGUAUCAUCUCCUUGUUCGUGAACCUGGAGGUAGUAACGCCUGAGGCCCACAUUCCCGGCCACGGCCAGUACCAUGUCAACCGUGGCUCUCCCAUUACACUCACCUGCAUCAUCGACAAGAGCCCGACACCACCGCAGUACGUGUUGUGGUACCAUAAUGACCAACUACUCAACUAUUUGCAUGACCGCCCUGAGGUCACUAUCAACCUUGAGGAGAGCAGGAAGGGCAGCGCCAGUUCGGUGAGUCGCCUGGAAGUGAACAGUGCCAGCGACAAGCAUUCCGGCAACUACACCUGCGAGGCAGCCAACACCCGCCCCGCCUCCACCAUGGUCUUUGUCACUGAAGGAGACAAGACGGCGGCGGUGCAGCGGAUAGACUCAGGUAGCGUAACUGUGCACGACACGGCGCUGGCGUUGGUGUGCGCUUCUCUCACUUACGUCGUCUCCGUCAGAUGAACCUCUGGAGGCCUCUCGUUCCUCCUCCACCUACUCACAUUGCUCCUCUUCCUCACCGCUCGAUAAGAGUCAUCCCCAACUUCCCUCUCCUCCUGGGCCACCACUAGAAAUUAAGGCGGACCAUUGUGAAGUAGCUUCCCCACAAACUGAACUGUCGGUCAUUUAGUGUGUAGGUCACCUCAUGCCUCUUGGUAUUAUCAGCGGCGUGUGGUAUUGUUUAUAUAUAAUGUAUAGCUAAAGCUUUAAGCAGUACCUCAAUAUGAAACUAGUGGUUCAGCCUCGAAACAAUGUUUGGUGAUAAAGCAAAGUGCGUUGUGAUAAGCGCAAAAGCCGAGACCUGAUCACUGUUUGUUCGUGAAAAAUAAAUCGGCAGUUUUUUUUUAUUAUUUAUGAUAUUCCGAGUAGUUGUACAUAUCCGAAUUCGGGCAUAUCAUUUAAUUUCCACGAAAUUCCUUGAUUUCAAUGUUAAUCACCACUGGGGCCACAGCCAAGUGGUAUUUUGUCUUGAGUUUCAAGAAGAAACAAAGAAACGGGCGGAGUUUGAGUUUUGUGUUUGUGUCUAUAUAGUGACUCUGAAGCACAGUAAGAGUGUGCUUGUGAGUGGGCGUAAGUGCAAGGGACUUUCCCCUCCCCCAAGACAGUUAAGUGCGUUAAUAGCAGUAAACGCAAGACAACUUAUUCACGUGACCUUGUGACAAGGACCCAGUGGCAAGUUCAUAACCAUGGAUGAAAAUACAGCCAUUUUGUGUUUGAUUAAUCAAAUAGCGUUUAAAAUAAGUACCAGGAGUGGAGGAAAGCUUACCUUAAAAGACAAAUCGAAUACAAACUUGGUACAAAGCAGACGGUAUUCAGUUCAACAUUAUCAUGCUUUUUUGGUGUAUGUGUGAACGUGAGUCUAGUAAAGGGAGAUUACCGGGAAAGACGAAAACAUUGUGUUUCCCUGGUCCUUCUCACAGCUUUUGAACUUCCUGCCACCACACGACUGUCAUCGUCACCAUCAUCACCUGUUCUCCAGAAAACAUUGAGUGUGACGUGUAUAAUAUAAUUUCCAGACUUGGAGAAUUCGGUACAUCUUUGAAGAACUUAAGGCAAAAAAUGCAAUCAGUCAAAUACUCGUAAUCUUCACUCAAGGAAGAGAAAUACUGGAAUGUGAAGAAUUUUUAUAUAUUCACAGGAUCAUUUGAAAAAUAAACACUUCCAUCUAGAGUGUAAUUACUUACAACAUGGACGCCACAACAUGCUACACAGGUCGUGAAUGAUGCCAACCAGAACGUCAUAUGCAGCACCGACCAGAGUGCCAAGACCCUGGGUGGAGCGUGGUCUUGCCUACGUAAUUUUUACCCCCUUCUUUCCUGUGGAAGUCUUACAUGUAAUUUAGCUAUUAACCAGACUGGAACUAUAUAUUUUCGUAAAUGCUCAUGUAAAUUUCCUGUUUAGGAUGUAAUUUGUGUUUUAAAGCUUUUCCUCUUGAACUUAGUAUAGAUAUAAACAGAAGAAAUCAAGAGAUUUUUGUAAUAUUGUAAAAAAUAAUUGUUGGAGUGGUUGAACAAUUGCAGGAGACUAUAAGGCAUUUGAUCUGUGUGUGUGUGUGUGUGUGUGUGUGUGUGUGUGUGUGUGUGUGUGUGUGUUUACAACAUUGACGUGUGUCUGUUACCUAUAUAUUGCUUUAUGACAGUAGAACACUAACCAGCGCGGAGGAACACAAACGUGGAGCAAUGCAUAGGAAUACAACUUGUGUUUAAAAUGUCUUCAUAUUCUAAUGUAGCUCAUGAAAAUCAACUAAGAGAUUAUCUAAAAAAAGAAUAACACAACUUCAAAGGGUAAUUAUUUGCUAUUUAUGAAAACAGAUGUAGACUAAGACAUUUAAUCCUCCCUCAAACAACUAUACUGACGUAAUAUAUUCAUUAAUAUCCUUGACAAAUAUUCAAAAAACAUACGUUGGCUUUCUGGAUGUCACUUGUUCACAGACUCUACACACCAGGAUGACAACAACGUUUUUGUCAUACGGACAGUCAAAAAUAGUCACUGUAUUUAAGUAUAUAAUAAGAAUACGACUGUCUAUUUACAUUAGAAUUAAGCCUUGGAAAGGUUAGGAAUAUACCUGGGACUCUCGUAUUCCUCUUUAAACGAAUUUGGUGGAAUAUUAUUCUGGGUAUAUAGUAAACCAAAUGACAUUAUGUUUUGGCUCAUCCUGGGAAAAAAAUCAAGAUCACCCGAUUUAAAUCCCUGUUUUAAUCAUCCUGGGGAACAUUUGGAUAAUGCUGGGAAAAAGCACUUCUGAAUAUCACAAACACAACCCUGGUCUGAUUAUACUGAAAUGAUAGUUAUCGGCUAACUGAGGAUCGGGGCCUGAAAGAAAUCUUCACUUCACACGCAAAACUAAUCUUUGACUGACAUUCAAUAGUCGCAUUAAUAUUAACAGUGCGCGGUACGAGUUUUUUCUGCACAUCAAAAAUGUAAACAAUAAGAAUCCUUCACUGAGAUCCCAGACACAAUUAACCCGACAUGAAGACACUAAAAAUUUGAUAUCGUUAGUCAGAGCCCCGACAGCCACUCUUCUUAAUAAUGAAAUAUUCCUUCGUUUCUAUCAACACACCAGAAGCUUAUAUUAUAACGCUCGGUUAACAUUUUGAUAAAUGAAAGUUGUCAGAAUGUUCCUUACUGCAUUUUUUUUAUUAAUUUAAGAAUGUUUGUCUUCGGGACAUAGACAUAAUAUUCCAUGAAAAAUAUUACUGAUUCAUAACCAAAAGUACUUAAUGGUUUUUGCUCAUGGUAUUAGGUAUUAACUUUUGAUAUGACAAUACAAGGCCGCCAGGGGGACAAAUAUGCUUACAUCCCUGUCUACACCUUAUUCCUCUCAGUUUUAUUUCCACUUGAAUAUCAAUGAUGAAUAUUGAAACACUAAUGUUGUUAAUGUUUAGUAUGACUGCUGAGGAUGGUAGGGGUGUCAGGACGUGUAUGUUGAGGUUGAUUGGUAAACAAACAAAUACCGAAGACAUAUUAAUCAGGUGAAGUUCAGAGUAUAAUAUGUAUAUAAAUCAGCUACCUAAAUUGUAUUUUUUUUUGUCAUUUCUGUUGUAUAUCAUAUAUCUAGAAUAUAAAUACAUAUAAAUAUAUAUAAAUCGUUGUAUUAUGUGUUACUGUGUUGGUUGUUCUCAGUAGACCUAAAGAUUUUGGUAUGUGUUCGACGGUGACAGACGUCAGUUAAAAUCAAAAUCUUCGUACCAUAUUUUUUUUACUAAAUAAUGGAAACUUUGUUACUUGAAAGUUUAUAUUUAUUUUUGUCUACAGAUUACUGUUAAGUAACCACCAGUAUAACUUACAUAAUGAACGUUAGGUAUUUGAGUUUCCCAGUGUAUUUAACAAGUGUCUUACAUUACCCACACACCACACACACACA